This is a messenger RNA of Naegleria fowleri, 2277 nucleotides long. RefSeq lists its product as uncharacterized. The transcript has a single exon. Bases 1 to 2277 code for a protein of 758 amino acids. Gene Ontology annotation, molecular function: dGTPase activity. The record is from RefSeq and is a predicted model, not a curated record. NCBI's taxonomy places the organism in Eukaryota, Heterolobosea, Eutetramitea, Acrasida, Naegleriidae. Gene Ontology annotation, biological process: dGTP catabolic process. Gene Ontology annotation, cellular component: nucleus.
AUGUCCAAAAACAGUCCACGUGCCUCCAGUUCACACAACAAGGUUGAAAGUGAUCAGGACGACCAUGAAAUAUCAUCACCUCGUUCUCCAAUCACUCCACUCUCUAAUCGUCAUCAUUCUUAUGACUCGAAUCCUUCUCAUCCUAACAUAUCCUCCGAAUCGGAAUCUCCUUCUUUGACUCCGACCUCUUUUCGAAAAUAUGAAUCCUCUCCAUUCAGUAAAGCUCAUGCAAGUAGUAGUGGUGCAUUGGAUGAGAAUAAACCAUCAAAAACUCCACCAUCCCUCUUGAAAACCACAACACCUCCACACUCGACCACCACCACCACCACCACCACCACCACCACCACUCCAGUUGGUUCUACUCUCAGUGGUGGUGGUAGUAUCGGUACUCCUCUUUACCAACCACAACAACAACAACAACAACAACCACUGUUAUCCUCUUCCAAUGCUGCUCAUCGUACGAUGGGUUUUGUUUCUCCUACUGAAUCUGUCUAUGCAGAUCGAUUAAGAUAUUUACAACCACAAGGUGGUGGUGGUUUCAUUGUAACAACAACAACACCAUCAUUAACAACAACAUCACACAUGAUUCAUAAUGCAUCACCUCCUUUUCGAAGAAGAGAACGUAUUUUCAAAGAUGAAAUUCAUAGUCAUAUUAGUUUUCCAACUUCUAUUUGUAAACAAGUGAUUGAUACUGAAUCUUUUCAAAGAUUACGUGAUUUGAAACAAUUAGGAAGUUGUUAUUAUGUAUUUCCAGGUGCAUCUCAUAAUCGAUUUGAACAUUGUCUUGGUGUUGGACAUUUAUCAAAGAAAUGGAUUGAUAAAUUAUUAUUUAUGAAUCACAAUAACACGAAUUACCAGAAUGAUUAUUAUUGGGGAGUGAGUCGUGUGGGUAGUGGUGGUCAGAGUGGUGGUAGUGAUGACAAACUCACCUUUAGAGAUAUUUACAUUUUACAAGUGGCUGCAUUGUGUCAUGAUUUAGGACAUGGACCAUUCAGUCAUGUCUUUGAUAAUGAAUUUAUUCCAAGAGUGAAGAAAUCCAUGUUCAACAAUUGUUCGAAUGAGUCAUCACCACAGUCACUAUGGACACAUGAAAUGGGAUCAAAAACCAUGUUUCAAUACAUGUUAGAAGAGAAUACCAAUGAUGAAAAGAAUUAUGGAGAUGUAUAUGUGAAUGCAGUGUUGGGAUUGGAGAAGACCAUUCUCGAUGAUAACAGUGAAUUCAUUGGAGUUCCAAGUUCCUCACAUGAAAAAAGAAAGGUACCUUCAUCCUCCUCCCUUUCUUCACAACUACCCUUCAUGUCAUGGGAUGACUCGUAUCUACAACAUCAAUCUCAUGAAUGCACAUUUAUUGAUUUUGGUAAAGAAGAACGUGACAUGGUCUUUAAUAUGAUUGAUGGUCAUAUUUCCAAAUCUGAAUUCUCACAAAAUAGACAAUAUCUCUAUCAAAUUGUUGCCAAUAAGAAGAAUUCUGUUGAUGUUGACAAAUUUGAUUAUCUUGCCAGAGAUUGUCAAAAUUUAGGAUUAAUUUCUUCCUAUGAUUCAUCAAGAUUGAUGGAAUUUAGUAGAAUUAUUCAUGGAAAUAUUUGUUUUUCAAGCAAGGAAGUUUAUAAUUUAUAUGAAAUGUUUCACACUCGUUACAAUUUACACAAACAAGUGUAUACACAUCGAGUGGGUAAAUCUGUGGAAUAUAUGAUUACAGAUGCAUUGGUUGAGGCUGAUCCCUAUCUUCAUAUUUCAGAUAUGAUUACUCGUCCUGAACAAUAUGUUCAUUUAUCGGAUAGUAUCUUGUACAAGAUUGAAACAAGUUCGGAUCCUGAAUUAGCCAAAUCGAGACAAAUUCUAAAAAGGUUAAAACGUCGUGAUUUGUACAAAUUUGUAGAUGAAGUAUUACUACCUUUGGAAAGAUUUGAAGAAAUCAAAAAGGAUAUUUGUGAAGAAGAGAUUGCAUCUUGUGCACCCAAUAUUGCAGGUUAUGGACGUGAAGAAACUAGUCUCCAUCCUUCUGAUAUCAUUAUUCAUAACAUGUCUAUUAAUUAUUCAAUGAAAGAUAAGAAUCCAGUGGAUCAAUGUCUCUUUUACAAGUCAAGUUAUGCGAAUGAGGAUGAACCAUUCCAUAUUGCAAAGGAACAAGUGAGUUAUUUAAUUCCAUCUCAAUUUAUGGAAAGAUAUGUGAGAUUGUUUGUGAGAGAUGCCAACAAGUUGGAUAUUGCCUAUGCUGCAUUCCAAAAUUGGAUUCAGAAAAAGAAGUUGAAAAAGUAUUCACAACACACCUUAUAA